Vigna radiata var. radiata (mung bean) is the source of this 882-nucleotide messenger RNA. RefSeq names its product 30S ribosomal protein S16-2, chloroplastic/mitochondrial. Lineage: Eukaryota; Viridiplantae; Streptophyta; Magnoliopsida; Fabales; Fabaceae. The record is from RefSeq and is a predicted model, not a curated record. Gene Ontology annotation, molecular function: structural constituent of ribosome. The transcript is spliced from 3 exons. Gene Ontology annotation, cellular component: ribosome; small ribosomal subunit. Gene Ontology annotation, biological process: mitochondrial translation. Bases 319 to 720 code for a protein of 133 amino acids.
UCGAUACACCUUUUCUCCUUUCCGUUACUCGCCCGAAUCCUAAACUCGAGUGCCACUAAUAUUAAUUUAAUCUUCUGAGAUUAAUUUAUUAUAAAAAUCAGAUAAUCUUCGUCUUCACUCUCCUCAUCACCAGCGAACGUAAGUCUGCCCAUUUCAAUUUUUUUUCUUCGUCAAAAUAAUUCCAAUCUCCUCAGUUUUUCUAAAAUAAAAGCAAAGCUACUUGGCGUUAAUCAUGAUCAUGAAUAUAAAACCCACGCUCCACUAAAGCUUUUCUAUGCCCUGAACCAAAACCCUAGUAUUAUUGCUUUGGCUCUGAAAAUGGUGGUGAGGAUUCGGCUCUCGCGAUUCGGAUGCAAGAACAAACCCUUCUAUCGGGUUAUGGCUGCUGAUAGCAGGUCUCCCAGAGAUGGCAAACACAUUGAAGUUCUCGGUUACUACAAUCCCUUACCAGGUCAAGAUGGUGGCAAGAGAAUGGGUCUCAACUUCGAAAGGGUGAAGUAUUGGCUUUCUGUUGGAGCUCAGUCUUCAGAGCCUGUGGAACGGCUUCUAUUCAGAGCUGGGGUACUGCCCCCACCACCUAUGGUGGCAAUGGGACGUAAAGGUGGACUGCGUGAUACUCGCCCUGUCGAUGCUCUAACUGGGCGUGUGCUGAAUCAAGAGAAGCCUGCUAAUGAGAAGAACAAUGAUCAUGAACAUGAAGCUGCUGAAAACCCUUUUUAGGGGUACUGCUCUGAUUUGUUUGCUACUUUUGUUUUUGUGGAACUUUUUAAAGCUGCUAGGCGUGCAUUUUUGAAAUGUUAAUAAAUUUGUGCAUUUAAUUUAUUUGGAGUAUUGAUUUUUGAAAUGUUAAUAAAUCUCCCCAGGAUCAUUUUUUUUGUUUAA